AUGGGUUCACAAGAAUUUCCGACGCACGGAACUAGUACAAAUUUAACCAUUAAAGGUGUCACUAUUUCACAUUCAUAUGGACCUUUAGGAGAUUUUCACAACAAUGUUGUAAGAACUGUUGAAGAGUUCUUUCUUGAAAAAGGAUAUCUUACCAUUGCUUUUAAUUUCAGAGGUUCUGGAAAAUCAGCUGUAGAACAAGCUGGUCUGGUAAGCCAGAAUGUUAUGAUUACAAAACAAUUGUUGAAUUUUUAUUGA
Entrophospora sp. SA101 is the source of this 255-nucleotide messenger RNA. The record is from the annotation of a GenBank genome assembly. Lineage: Eukaryota; Fungi; Glomeromycota; Glomeromycetes; Entrophosporales; Entrophosporaceae.